Neospora caninum is the source of this 981-nucleotide messenger RNA. Its product is annotated as putative peroxisomal multifunctional enzyme. The record is from RefSeq and is a predicted model, not a curated record. Bases 1 to 981 code for a protein of 326 amino acids. The transcript has 8 exons. Lineage: Eukaryota; Apicomplexa; Conoidasida; Eucoccidiorida; Sarcocystidae. Gene Ontology annotation, cellular component: peroxisome.
AUGAAGCCACAGAAAGUGAUUCGCGACAAAUGCGUCGGCCAUGUUUUGGGAGAGAGCAGGACCUCUCACACGCCCAGAGACUCGAUCAUCUACGCCCUAGGUGUUGGUUGUAGUCAGGAUCCGUUAAACGACAUAGACCUCGCCUACACCUACGAGCAACAUGGCGACGGUUUCAAAGUUAUUCCUUCUUUUGCCACUACUUUUCCCUCCUUUGAACUCUUGCUGGAGGGGCUGCAAAGCUGUCCUGGGUUGCCGGAGUUUAACCCCAUGAUGCUUCUGCAUGGCCAGCAGAAAGUGACACUCUUCCGGCCGCUGGCAGAGAAGAUACCUCGAAUGAUCCAUCGCUCAAUUAUCAGCGACGUCGAAGACAAGAAAUCGGGUGCCUUGGUUACGGUCGCCUCCGACAGCACGUGUGAGAAAACUGGAGCUCUGAUCUGCCGAAACGAAUCCAUGCUGUUCAUCCGUGGACUUGCGACGGAUCAGCCUUCGAGUGCGACAGAUAAACGCAGCGCAGAAGACCCGCGAAGUCGAGCGAAGCGCCAGAAGUCGAGUGUCUCCUUCCAAGGCCCACCUUCAAAAGUGUUUGACAUCAAGACACCCGAAAAUCUCGCUCUCCUUUAUCGUCUAAGCGGGGACACAAACCCCCUUCAUGUCGAUCGCCAAAUGGCUGCCUUAGGCGGCUUCAAGCGACCCAUUCUCCACGGCCUCUGCACCUUCGGCAUCGCAACUCGAGCGAUCAUUCAGACUUUGUUGGAGAACGACCCUGAUCGCGUGGCUUCGGUGUCCGGACGCUUCUCCGCAGCCGUGACACCCGGCGACGAGCUCCGUGUUCAGAUGUGGAUUUCUGACGCGGAAGAAAAUGCAGGGAACGAGAGUGCGGUUCUCUUCAACGUGGUCAACAGAACCAAAGAUGACCAAGUGUGCCUCGAAAAAGGCAUCCUCACAGUUCGCAGCCCUGGCCCUCAGAUCUCAAAAUUGUAA